Molecule: messenger RNA, 4056 nt
Organism: Ruditapes philippinarum (Manila clam)
Lineage: Eukaryota; Metazoa; Mollusca; Bivalvia; Venerida; Veneridae
Product: early endosome antigen 1-like
Exons: 11
Molecular function (GO): metal ion binding
Source: RefSeq, a predicted model, not a curated record
CUUCAGCUUGAUUUUGAUGUUCUCUCAAAAGACAAAUAUGAGCUCGAGGAAAAUAUUGAUUCUUUAGAAAGGGAACUUAAGGAUGACACUAAAGAGUUAGAUGAACAAAGAAUAACCCUUGGAAAUUUAGAAAAAGAGAAAAAAGACUUUAUGGAACAUAUUUCACAAUUAGAAGAAAGUGAUAUGAAUAACAAAAAUGAAAUAGAUUCUUUAAACACCAGACAAAUUGAAUUAGUUGAGGAAAUUGAAAGACUAAAUAAAAAUAUAAAUUUACAACAAAGUGAGAAAAUUGAAUUGCAAGAGAAAGAAAAGUCACUUCAAAAUGACAUAAAUGGAUUACAAACGCAAAUAAAAAGCAAGGAUAAUGAAAUGUGUGAAAUGCUAAAAAACAUGGAAGAAAAAAAUGCUUAUUUUGAAAAGCUAGAAUCAGAGAAAAUGGAAAUUGAGAAACAGUUCCAAAAGAUUUCAGAUGACGUCUUAGUAUUGCAAGAAAAAGAAUCAAAUAACGUUGAUGCUAUAAAGAAGCUUGAAGAACAUAUUCAAAAAAGUGAGUUAGAAAAGGAGAGUAUACAGGGUAAUCUGUCUUUGAAAUGUGUUGAAAUGAAUGAACUGCAGGCAAGGUUUGAUGAUUUCCAAUCUGAAAAUGCUUGUCUAGUUCAGGAGUAUGACCUAUUACAGCAGACAUUUAAUGAUCUCAAAGAAACAGAAGAAGUUGUAAGGUCGAAACUUACCGAAAUGACAGCUUGUAGGGAUGAAAUAUUGUCGAAACAUCAGUAUACAGAUGAACAGUUAAGAACUAAUGAAAAAAGCCUUCAAGAUAUGAUGGUGGAAAGAGACUCUUUGGUAAAUGAAAAGGAAACUUUGAUGGAUGAAGUUACUUUAUUGAAACAUCAGUGUUCUGACUUUGAAGCUAAAACAUCAGAUUUAGAAAAUCAGUUAACAGAAAUGUGUUCAAUUAAAGAUAACUUAGAAGAACAAUUUAAGGAGACUUCAGGUGAAGUUGGGAAGAAAAAUACAGAAACACAAACUUUACAGAAGAAAAUUAAAGAAAUGACAGAUGAGAUCAUAAGUCUUCAAAACAAUAAUGAAUUAUCUGUAAAGGCAAUCAAAGAUUUAGAUGAAAAAUGCAAAAUGAAAGAGCAAAUGGAGCAAACAUAUCAAACUGAAAUUGAAAGCAAGUGUGAUGAAAUUAGCAGUUUGAAAGAAACUUUGCUUUCACGAGAAAAUACUAUUCAAGAAGCAAAUGAAAAAAUUCAUGUGUUUAUGGAAAAGGAAGCCAAAUUAAAUGAAGACAUUUUAAAAGCUAAAGACUUAUGCUCUCAAUUAGAACUAAAAGUGAAUGAAAAAUCUGAAGAAAUAAGUGAUUGGGAACUGAAGUAUGAAGAUUUGAAAUGCAGUGUGAAAGAACUUGAAAAUGACAAACAUCAACUAACAUUAGAUUUGAAAGCUCAACAGCAAGAGAAGGAUAGUCUUCAAACUAAAGCUACUGGUGAUUUAGAUAUAAUUGCACAGUUAAAGAAUGAGGUCAAUGAAAUACAGCAACAAAGAAGUAGUGAUAUAACAAAGCUUGAAAAUGAAAUAGAUGAAAUAAAACAAAGAGAAGUCAGUCUUCUUGAAUCAAAAGAAUUUGCAAUUCAGGAGGCAAAGAACCUAUCAAGUAAACUUCAAACUUUAGAAAUGAAUGAAAAUGAUAUGAAACUAGUACAGCAAAAAUUGGAGAAUGAGGUUGAGGAACUGAGACAUAUAAAAGAAACAAAUGAUUUGAAAUGUUCAGAGUAUGAGAAAGAAGUUGAUGACUUGAAGUUGAAGCUUAAUCAAAUAGAACAGGAUAGGGAAACAUGUGAAACUGAUUUAAGACAGGUCACUGUAGAACUGGAAACAAAGAAAAAUGAACUUGUUAAAAAUUUAGAAGAUGCAGUCACAGAUUUACAGGUUAUAAAAGAACAGUUGAAUAAAACUUCAUCAGAAUUAGAAAGUUCCCAUGAAGAGAAGUUGUGUCUUGAGAAAAGUCUUCGCGAGAGUGAGUCAAGAAAUGAGGAGCUUGAACAGAAGGUUGAGUGUUUGAAUGAAAGGAUACUAUCAGUUACAGAUGAUUUAGAAAACCAGAUAGAAGAGAACCAUGCAAAGAUUGAAGAGUUAGAAAAUAUAAAAGUGUCACUGGAAUCAGAAGCGGAUGAUAAUUUGCAAACUUUGCAACAGGAGAAAGCUUCAAUUGAGCAAAUGCUGAAAGAGUUUAUAGAGGAAGUUGAAAAACUUAAAAGUGAUAUUAAAGAAAAGGAAGAGGUUUUGCAAUCUUCUCAGACCAUAUUAGAAACAACUUGUGCUGAAGUAGAGAAGAUAAAAUCAGAGAAGGAAUUAUUAGUAGUUGAGUUAAACCAACUUAAAGAGCAGCUUAAUGAAAAAGAUGCCCUCAUUGAAAGUAAUAAUGAAAAAAUUGAUAAUUUCGAUAUUGAAAAAAGCAGUCUGGAAGAACAAGUUGAAAAGUUUGAAGACUUUAAAGGAGAAAAUGAGAAGAAAGUUUCUGAGCUAAAUGAACUUGUGAAUGAAUUGACCAUAAAAGUGCAAGAAUUGACGAAAGAAAAUAAUGUCUUCAGGGAAGACCAGCAAAAAUAUGAUGAAUCAGAAAGUAAUUACAUGAAAAAAUUAACAGAGCUUUCAGAGCAAAGUAAGAAAUUUGAGGAACAGUGUACUCAACUACAGGAUGAAAAUGAAAAAUUGAAAUCAAAUGCAGAUCAUGAAAAUGAAAAUUUGAGAAAGUUGGAGGAAACAUUAAAAGAAAGAGAGACUAAGCUGGAAAGUUUGGAGCAGGAGAAUGAGAAGAAAGCUUUGGACAGUGAGUCUGAAGUGGACACCCUGAGACAAGAGAUAGCAGCACUGGAGUUCCAGUUGAGUUCUUAUCAGCUGGAGGCUGAACAGAUUCAAAAGGCUGGUACAGAGGAGAAAGACUUUACUGAUAUGAAGGAGAAGUUGAUGGAACAAGAGACAAUUAUAGAUCAAUUACAGUGUGAAAUGUCCGAGUUAAAGGAAGUUGCCAAGAAGUAUAGAGAACAAGAGUUGAAGAUUGAAGGACUACAGGAAGAAUUGAGCAACAAGGAGAUGGAAAAGUCUGAUCUUGCUGAACAACUUGAAAAUCUGCAGAGUGAGCUAAAACAAGAGAUGACUUCCUCUUUAACCGUAAAGAAUUCCUAUGAUAAUCAGAAGGUGAAGACAGAGGAAUUACUACAACAGAAAGAAGAAGAGAUCAUUCAACUUAAAGAAGAUGUUAAUGAAUUGAAAAAGAAACUUGUCAAGUUGAUCAAGGACAAAGAUGAACUAUGGCAGAAGACAGACAAGCUGUCAUUCCAGCAGAAGUUACAGGCUACAGAGAAAUGGAUGGAUGAUGGGAAAGUUACACAUUGUCUCGGAUGUAAUGCUGAGUUCUCAUUUACACUGAGAAAGCAUCACUGUAGAUUAUGUGGGAGAAUAUUUUGUCACACAUGUAGUGGUAACUGGGUACAUACAGCUUCCAGCAGCAAGAAGUCACGAGCAUGUUCUGAAUGUUUUAAACAGUACAACAAGGCAUUACAGGGAGAGGACUGUCAUGUUACCAAUACUGAUAUAGAACAAAGUGUAGAGAUUCCUAAACGACAGGUGCUCGGUUCUCCGUUACCUAGCUCGGCUAGUAUACAAUCUUCUAUCAUAUCAUCUGACGAGGAAUCAGUGACAGAAUCAGCUAUUGCUAGUUGUAAACUGGUAUAUGAUACUGUUACCACAGAAAAUGAUGUAUCUCCACAGACAGAGGCUCUAGGUGGCGAGAAUGUUACCACACAGUUAGAAUCUCAGUUAGGAGCUUCUGGUGGGAACGAGACAGACGAGGAUAAACUGAAAGAUAGUGCUGUUGGUGGCAAAAGUGAUGAAAGGGGAGAUAAUGGCGAGGACAAGUUCCAUGUGAUCAGUGAUGAGGAGAUACAGAGGUCAAUGUCUAUAUCAAUGAGUGGAGAUCAGGAAACUCCAGCUCCCCUAGAUCCCAAUAUGUCUAGCAGUAUGUGUAUCAACAUGGUGUUAUUAUGUGUGUGA